AUGCACUACGUUCGCUUCCUCAAGACGCCCAAGGUGCACGUCGAAAACGGCGCUGUAAUUCUCACGGCCGUCGUCACGCUCACUACCGAUCUGGGCGAGACCUUCUACCCACACGACAUCCAGCUCGCUGCAACCCUUCGCCAAUCCGACCACGAUGGCGACAUCUACCUCCGUCGAACCCUACAAUGGCGAGGAGACAUGCGUUCCCUCAACAUCUCACUCGACCUGACCCGCACAGAGAUCGACUGGCCCGUCAGACUCCAUGUCCACCCAAAAGCAAAUGCUGCCACGUACGACUGCUUCGAGGACCACCAUUCUCACGGUCAUCUCCCAGGCAUCGUCUCCGUAUGGAGCGAGUCCUUGAACCCCACANAGGGCACCUUUGAGACACACAGACGGGUCGAGCGCCGGUUCACUCCUCUGACAGGACGUGCCUUGAACAUCUUCGAAGACACUGGCGAGAGCAUUGCCCGCCAUCUGUGGGACGGCAGCUUGUCUCUGACUGCCUACCUUGACCGUGUCGUUGCCCUUCGCUCCGUUCACGAAGCACCCUUGCUCGAAAGCGUAUUGUCCUCUGCCACAUACAAGAAGUUGAACGUAAUAGAGCUGGGCUGCGGCUGUGGUGUCGUCGGCAUUGGUCUCGCUCAGACCGUACCCGACUGCAACGUCCUCCUUACCGACUUGCCCGAGGUCGACGAGUUGGUCGAGCGCAACAUCGAAGCCGCAAAUCCUGCCAUGUCGUCCCACAUUGACUUUGCUGCCCUGGACUGGGAAGCCCCGUUGCCAGCAAAAGUCGCCUCGCGCACGUUCGACCUGAUCUUGGUCGCCGAAUGUAUCUACAACAGCGACAGCAUUCCUCCUCUGGUCGACACGCUUGAACGCCUCAUCCAGCGUUCGCCAAGAGCAGUCGUCCUUAUCUCGACCAAAGUUCGUCAUGAGAGCGAAGCCAUGUUCUGGGAUCUUUUCCACUCCAGGGGCUUCCAGAAAAAGUCACAAACCUCGCUGCCGGUUCCUGGUGAACCUGGCCAUGGUUAUGGUGAUUCUGCCACCGCUGUUGAUAUAUACAUCUACCAAGGCCCAAACCCUCGCACCAGCCACUCACCUCCUGGCUCAAAACCGAUUAGUCCCGCUUGA
Molecule: messenger RNA, 1134 nt
Organism: Aureobasidium vineae
Lineage: Eukaryota; Fungi; Ascomycota; Dothideomycetes; Dothideales; Saccotheciaceae
Source: the annotation of a GenBank genome assembly